Cyclopterus lumpus (lumpfish) is the source of this 2438-nucleotide messenger RNA. It is a transcript of the gene cux1b, whose product is annotated as cut-like homeobox 1b. Gene Ontology annotation, molecular function: DNA binding. Gene Ontology annotation, cellular component: Golgi membrane. The record is from RefSeq and is a predicted model, not a curated record. NCBI's taxonomy places the organism in Eukaryota, Metazoa, Chordata, Actinopteri, Perciformes, Cyclopteridae. Bases 59 to 2326 code for a protein of 755 amino acids. Gene Ontology annotation, biological process: intra-Golgi vesicle-mediated transport. The transcript has 18 exons.
GAACUCCAACCCCCGCGCUCUCUAUCAGCAUCUCAUUCCUGUCUCAAUAUGUCUCAAGAUGGCGGCCAAUGCAGGAUCGAUGUUUCAAUAUUGGAAGCGCUUUGACUUACAACAACUACAGAAAGAACUAGACGCCACCGCCACACAGCUUGCCAACAGACAGGAUGAGAGUGAACAGUCCAGGAAGAAACUAAUCGACCUGAGCCGCGAGUUCAAGAAGAGCACACCAGAGGAUUUCAGGAAACAGGUUGCCCCCUUGCUCAAGAGCUUCCAAGGAGAGAUCGAUGCCUUGAGUAAGAGAAGUAAAGAAGCAGAGGCCGCCUUCUUGAACGUGUACAAGAAAAUAAUCGAUGUCCCAGAUCCUGUACCUGUGUUGGAGCUGGCUCAGCAGCUGCAGCUGAAGCUCCAGAGGAUGCACGACAUUGAGACAGAGAACACCAAACUUCGCGAGACACUGGAGGACUACAACAAAGAGUUUGCAGAGGUCAAAAACCAAGAGGUGACCAUUAAGGCCUUGAAGGAAAAGAUCAGAGAGUACGAGCAGUCUCUGAAGAAUCAAGCUGAGGACCUGGCCCAAGAGAAGCAGCUCCAGCUACACAACAACUAUGCAGAGAAGGAGAGGAAACUCCAGGAGAGCCAGGACUCCAUGUCCUCAAGGUUGGAAGAGGCCGAACACAAGGCCCAGUCCCUACAGACAGCACUUGAAACAACUCAGGCCGAACUCUUUGAUUUGAAGACCAAGUAUGACGAGGAAUCCACAGCAAAGGCCGAUGAAAUUGAGAUGGUGAUGACCGACCUGGAAAGAGCCAAUCAGCGAGCAGAAGCCGCUCAGAGGGAGACGGAGACGCUCAGGGAGCAGCUGUCCUCGGGUAACCAUUCCCAGCAGCACGGCAGCACGGCUGAGACCGACACGGAACAGCAGACGGAGGUGGCAUUGCACUCAAGCCUGGAGGCGGAGCUCAGGGCCAAAGAGAGGGAGACCGCCCAGCUGGUGGAGGACGUCCAGAGACUGCAGGCCAGCCUGACCAAACUCAGAGAGACUACCAGCUCCCAGAUCACACAGCUGGAGCAGCUGCUCAGCAACAAGACUCUCGUUCUCAAGGAACUGGAGGAGAAACUGCAGAAGCAAACUGACUAUGAGGAGGUGAAGAAGGAGUUGAGCAUCCUCAAGUCUAUGGAGUUUGGAACAUCGGACUCUGUGCAGGACCCAACCAAACCUCUGGAGGUGCUGUUGCUGGAGAGGAACCGCAGUCUUCAAUCUGAGAGUGCCGCUCUGCGCAUUGCCAACACUGAGCUGAGUGGGUCAGCCAGGCGGAAACGGACAGAACAGUCCACACCGAAGGAGGAGACCAUGCCCAGCGACUCCUCUUCCUCGCCCCCUCCUCCCCCUCCCUCUCUUCCUUCCUCCUCCCAGCUCCCCAUAUCUCGCACUCAUACGGACCCCCUCAACACUGCCACCACAACCACCACCAGCGGCGAAACGCACCCUUUCAGUCCUACGGGCAUUGGACAGGACUUCUACUCGCCUGUGUUCCCUCUGGUGGGUGGUAAGAUGGCUUUGAACUCCCUGAUCCAGCGGCAGCUGCUUCAAACCUUCUACUCCAAAGCCUUGCAGGAGUCAUCUGGAAUCCCCAGUGGGGCUCUGCUGUUCACCCCCUUCACUCCAACCCUUAGCUCCAUCCCUACCUCCACUCCUGGCUCUGGGUCAGCUGCCAUCCCUCUGGCAGCCAGCAGCCCCCAGCCUCCUCCAGCCAGCCCAGACAUGGCUCCUUUUAAUGGGAGCAGCACCGCUGGCAGUGCCCCAUCCCCAUCGCCCAGCCACUCUGAUGCUACCACGGGAAGUAUUUUGGACGGGGAAGACAUGGACACGGCAGAGAUUGCUCGACAGGUGAAAGAGCAGCUGAUAAAGCACAACAUUGGCCAGCGUGUGUUUGGCCACUAUGUGCUGGGACUGUCCCAGGGUUCGGUCAGUGAGAUCCUGGCCAGACCAAAGCCGUGGAACAAGCUAACGAUUCGGGGGAAGGAGCCUUUCCACAAGAUGAGGCAGUUCCUCGCUGAUGAGCAGAACAUCCUCGCACUGCGCAGCAUCCAGGGACGGCAAAGAGAGGGCUCAGGCCAGCCCCAGCUUAGCCGAGUGUUUCGGGAUGUUCCAAAGCGAAGAGCCCUCUCCAAUACAGCUUCACACACAGGUAGAUUACUGCCCGGGUCCGCACCCCAGAGGCUGGUUCAGAUGAGGCUAUCAAGUCCAUUCUGGAGCAGGCCAAAAGAGAGCUGCAGGUGCAGAAAGCUGACUUGUCCCACGCUCAACCCUCAUAUACAGGACUGAAAGGAGGGGGUGGAGGCGGAGGGGGCGGCGGAUCAGAUGAGGCUAUCCGCUCCAUCCUAGAGCAAGCGCGCAGAGAGAUGGAGGCCCAACAGACUGCACUGGAGCCCAUCCU